AUGGACACAGAAGCCGCCCCUGCCUGGCGGUGCCUGGGCGUGCUUCUGGGGGUGCUUGUGAUGAGGAGGUGGAAGGUGGAAGAUGCAACUGGCGGAGUCUCUCGUGAGGAAGUCACUGACUGCCGGCUGCCUCAGGCCAUCACGGAAGAACUCACGACGGAUUACUUCCCAUUUUUCACACUCAUCCGCUGCUGCGUCGCUAAUGCUCGCUUUGUCGCGCCUCUACAGCGAUUGAUGCAGACCCGAGAAGCUCUUCCCGAAUAG
Messenger RNA from Penicillium canariense, 264 nucleotides. RefSeq lists its product as uncharacterized. The transcript has a single exon. The record is from RefSeq and is a predicted model, not a curated record. Lineage: Eukaryota; Fungi; Ascomycota; Eurotiomycetes; Eurotiales; Aspergillaceae. Bases 1 to 264 code for a protein of 87 amino acids.